Molecule: messenger RNA, 595 nt
Organism: Trachymyrmex cornetzi
Lineage: Eukaryota; Metazoa; Arthropoda; Insecta; Hymenoptera; Formicidae
Exons: 4
Coding region: 13-393 (126 amino acids)
Source: RefSeq, a predicted model, not a curated record
AACAGCGUAAACAUGAAAAUUGUUCGAGAUGAAUCCGGAAAAAUGAUUCAAACUGCCGAAGGGAUUCUGUGCGAAUAUGUGGAUAGCGAUGGAAAUACCACAUUAAAAUUUGCACAGAUAGAUUCAUGCUGUAGCCAAUUAUUGUCUGAAACUGAAAGUGAAAAUAUAAUGCCAUGCAGUACAAUAGUAAAUACUACGCAAGAAAAUUUCAAAAAUGUACAAAAAUUUGUCAUAGCACAUGAGUUCUUAUUUUCUUCAUCAGACAGUUCUGAUGAAGAAUUAAUUAAUAGUAUCGAUGAUAGCAUUGAACCUGAUGUUCGCUUUGGUAUAGGCCAGUAUACUGUUAAAAAGAGGAAAAUAGAUACUUUGAACAGUGACGAAGAAAUCGAGUAAAAAGUUCCGAAAUCUUCAAAUGUUGUUGCAGUAUUACGAGAUAUUAAUAACGAGAAAGAAAAACAGAAAGAGCGUCGACACAAAGAAAAGAUAGAAGUUCUUCGAGAAUUAUUUUCCGCAAAUAAUAAGAAAUCGGAUUAUUGAUGGAGCCAAAUCUACUAAAAAAUUUGUAACUCUUUUGAUAAUAUGAUGCACUGUGGCA